AUGCUUCCAGAAUCAAAUACAAAAGAUCGAUCAGCUAACUCUGUUGACCCCCGCACCACCCCAUCGGGUCGUGCGUGCGGGGGCGUCCAUAGCCCCAGUGUGAAGACCGAACAACUUUCUGACAGCAAAGAAGUCAAGAAGUGGUUCGAUAACUAUCUUGGUGUCGGCGAGUGGGUUAUGGACCAGUCAGUUGCCGUGAUGGGCUCCUCCAGCUGGUUCGAGCGUCGACGAUAA
Penicillium odoratum is the source of this 234-nucleotide messenger RNA. Its product is annotated as DUF1748 domain-containing protein. The record is from RefSeq and is a predicted model, not a curated record. NCBI's taxonomy places the organism in Eukaryota, Fungi, Ascomycota, Eurotiomycetes, Eurotiales, Aspergillaceae. The transcript has a single exon. Bases 1 to 234 code for a protein of 77 amino acids. Gene Ontology annotation, cellular component: cytoplasm.